UGGAGCGGCGUUAUACCAUUGUCAGAACUGUCCGCAAAUAUGUUGAUCACCUACCGAAUGUUUUUUGAUCGGCUGAUCAACUCUCAGAUUAAUUGGACACCAUACACGUCCCACAUUAUGGCAUUGCUUCCACAUCAAUGUCAUAACAGUCAAGCGAUGUGGACAUAUGUGGGUCCUAUGAUUUGCUUUCAUCUCGUUGAGAAGCAUCAAGCAGAUCGUGUAUUGCGACAGUUCCAUAUGCUACAAAUGCCACCAGAGUUUUGCUCCACAGAUCAGGGCCUACACCAAAUUGAUUUAAGAGGCAAGCACGAUCAAGAUUGGAGUAGGAUUCAUGCAGAGCAUAUAGCAAUGUGGCAUUCACGAAAUAAUUUUUGUGCCGAAGCAGAAGCAACACAGAAGCCGACAGUAUCAGAUAACUACUUUUCCUAGUACACGUCGAUUACCCGACGCUUCAUGACACCUGAUGGCGCUUACUGUUAUCGCAUGGUAAUAGUUUUAAUAUGAUUUAUAAAUUUAAUACAAGCAUGAACAUUUUUUAAUUAUAUUAUUUACAAUCGUUCAGAAUAAUCUUGUUGAAGACGUACGUCGA
This is a messenger RNA of Cucumis sativus (cucumber), 589 nucleotides long. RefSeq names its product serine/threonine-protein phosphatase 7 long form homolog. Bases 40 to 429 code for a protein of 129 amino acids. The record is from RefSeq and is a predicted model, not a curated record. The transcript is spliced from 2 exons. Lineage: Eukaryota; Viridiplantae; Streptophyta; Magnoliopsida; Cucurbitales; Cucurbitaceae.